Molecule: messenger RNA, 1679 nt
Organism: Dendrobium catenatum
Lineage: Eukaryota; Viridiplantae; Streptophyta; Magnoliopsida; Asparagales; Orchidaceae
Product: selenium-binding protein 2-like
Exons: 7
Coding region: 45-1523 (492 amino acids)
Molecular function (GO): selenium binding
Source: RefSeq, a predicted model, not a curated record
CAAGGCGUCGGUUUGAUAACCGGAGCGACGUACAAGAACGAAAGAUGGCCGGAGCGGUGGAACUGGACAAGGCGGUGGCCGCAGAAGGAGAGGUAAAGACUUGCUGCGCUCAGGAAGUGAAGGGGCCGGGCUAUGCCUCACCGCUUGAUGCCAUGAAAGGGCCUCGCGAGGCCUUGAUCUACGUUACCUGUGUCUAUAAUGGAAUUCAUGAAAAGGGCAAGCCUGAUUACUUAGCAACAGUGGAUGUUGAUCCUAACUCACCAACCUAUUUGCAAAUCAUCCAUAGACUUCCGGCCCCAUAUGUUGGUGAUGAGCUGCAUCACUCGGGCUGGAAUGCUUGCAGCUCCUGCCAUGGUGAUCCAUCAACUGACCGGCGUUAUUUAAUCUUGCCUUCAUUGCUAUCUGGUCGCAUUUAUGUUAUUGAUACUGCAACAGAUCCAAAGGCUCCCGCAGUACAUAGGGUAGUUGAGCCUGAGGAUAUUGUGCGGGAAACUGGACUGGCAUAUCCUCACACCUCUCAUUGCCUUGCAUCUGGUGACAUUUUGGUGUCUUGCCUUGGUGACAAAGAUGGCAAUGCAGCUGGGAGUGGCUUUCUCCUAUUGGAUUCUGAUUUCAAUAUCAAAGGAAGGUGGGAGAAACCAGGUCAUAGCCCAUUAUUCGGAUAUGAUUACUGGUAUCAACCUCGACACAAUACAAUGAUCAGUACAUCAUGGGGAGCCCCUUCAGCCUUUAGUAAAGGAUUUAACCUUGACCAUGUUGCCAAUGGACUUUACGGGAGGCAUCUCCAUGUUUACAACUGGUCUGAUGGUGAACUGAAGCAGACUUUGGACCUUGGUGAUACUGGGCUCCUACCAUUAGAAAUUAGGUUCUUACACGACCCGUCCAAAGACACCGGCUUUGUCGGGUGUGCUCUGACCAGUAACAUGGUCAGGUUCUUCAAGACUACAGAUGGAUCAUGGAGUCAUGAGGUGGUAAUAUCGGUGGAACCACUUAAGGUGAAGAACUGGAUUCUUCCGGAGAUGCCUGGGCUCAUAACAGAUUUCCUGAUUUCAUUAGAUGACAGAUAUCUGUACUUUGUCAACUGGUUGCAUGGGGAUAUCAGGCAAUAUAACAUUGAAGAUCCUAGAAAGCCUGUGCUCACCGGGCAGUUGUGGGUAGGAGGAUUGAUUCAGAAAGGAAGUGAUAUAGUUUACAUUGCAGAGGAUGGAGCCCAAGCGCAAUUCGAGGUGCCUGAGCUUAAGGGAAACCGGCUCCGAGGAGGCCCCCAAAUGAUCCAGCUGAGCCUCGAUGGAAAGAGACUGUAUGCGACGAACUCCCUCUUCAGUGUGUGGGACAAGCAAUUCUACCCUGAGAUUGUGCAAAAAGGCGCCCACAUGAUUCAAAUCGACGUCGACACCGAGAAGGGAGGGCUGAAGCUGAAUCCGAACUUCUUCGUCGACUUUGGACUUGAACCGGACGGCCCCUCGCUCGCCCAUGAGAUGAGAUACCCAGGAGGGGACUGCACUUCUGAUAUCUGGAUAUAGCUACAGUGCUUUUCUGCAGAGAGAAUAAUGGAAGCUUAUGUUGUAGAAUAAUUCAAGCUGGAGAAGGAGACUGUUGUGAACUCGUAUGUUGAUUUAAUAAGGCUCUUACUUUUUUGCUGUAUGGUUUUAAACGAGUAAUCUGUCAGUUUUCUGCAA